Messenger RNA from Gilbertella persicaria, 975 nucleotides. Its product is annotated as Alpha/Beta hydrolase protein. The transcript is spliced from 6 exons. The record is from RefSeq and is a predicted model, not a curated record. Gene Ontology annotation, cellular component: membrane. NCBI's taxonomy places the organism in Eukaryota, Fungi, Mucoromycota, Mucoromycetes, Mucorales, Choanephoraceae. Gene Ontology annotation, molecular function: lipase activity. The coding region runs from base 84 to 953 and encodes 289 amino acids.
UUUUCAUGCAUUAAAACUCAAUUUAAGAACUUUUUUUUUCUCCCCCCUUUUUUUUCUUUGCUUUUUUACUAUUAUUAUUUACUAUGGCUACUACUACUCUUGAAUGGAUAAAGGAAGGCACAAAUGAAAUCUUUACAAAGACAUGGAAACCUGCUUCAGAGCCUAUUGCCACCUUAGUAAUGAUUCAUGGUUUUGGAGAGCAUAUUAAUCGAUACAAUCGCAUGUUCGAAGUAUUUACUAGUCAUGGCAUUGAAUGUUAUGGCUAUGAUCAACGUGGUUGGGGAGAGACCGGAAAGAAAUCUGGUCAAUUCGGCAACAAUCAGGGUUACAACACAGCACUAAAGGAUAUUGAUGACGCAGUUCUCAGGACAAAGAAAGAAAAUGUACCUCAUUUCUUAAUGGGCCAUAGUAUGGGUGGUGGUCUUGUCCUUAACUAUCUUGCAAGGGGUGAUACAUACAAAGGAGUCAAGCUAUUGACGGGUGCCAUUGCCUCUGCUUCUCUUAUCACUCUAUCGAUGCCUAUUCCUGCUCUCAAGUAUUAUUCACUUCGACUUAUCUCUAUGGUUCUUCCUAGUAUCACUAUUCAGGCUAAUGUGGAUCCCAAAGGCAUUUCUCAUGAUGAAAAUGAAAUUCAAGCUUAUAUCAAUGAUCCUUUGCUUCAUGAUUAUGCAACCUUAGCCACAUUGAGAAGUUUUAUUGAUGCUGGUGCAGAUAUCUUAAAGACAAAAGCCAAAUUGAUUAAGACGCCUAUUUUGUACUCUCAUGGUGAUGCUGAUCCUAUAAAUGCAUACAAAGGUACUGCUGAGGCUUAUGCACUCACCGUCAGUCAGGACAAAGAACUCAAGACAUGGCCUGGAUUAUAUCAUGAAUUACAUAAUGAAACUGUUCCUGAAAGAGAUCAAGUAUGUCAAUACUAUAUUGAAUGGAUCAAAAAGCGUUGUCAUCAAAAAUAAAUUUCUCUUUUUCUUCCACCUA